GCCACUGCCGCUGCCACUGCUGCACUCAAUUCUGAAAGUAAUUCCACCUCCACGAUUUUAUUUUCAUCCACUAAUUCCCAAUUGCUGCUAUUGCUGCAUCCACACUCUCAAUCCAAAAGUGUUUUCUACAAUCCCACUUAGGAUCCUUGAUUCGUCCUCACACAGCUGCAUUAACCAAUCUUAAGUGGUUCUUCUUCCCUUGAUUUGUUUCCCACGCGCAUCUCUCCUCCACUCUCCAAAUUCUUCCUGACCAGACCUUGCCAUCUUUGCGGCCAGCAUUCAUCUUCAUCUACACACAUUCUUUGGCCGUCUUCAUUUCGUCGGGCAUUUUCAAACACAAAGGCUCUUUUAUCCUCUUAUCCUCUAGAUAAGCCUCGACGCUGUCCUCUUCUUCGAACCAGAAGCUCGACUCCCUUGACGCACCACCGAUCUUCCUAUCCGUUUCCUUCUGAUUGCGACCAUGGCCAACGACGCUACUCCUGUCAAUGGCUUGUAUGCGAACAACCAGUUCAGCCAGCCAGCUGAGCUUGCCGCAUCAACGCCGUCUGCACCAGCGCAUGCUCCGUCUGCCAGCCAAAGUACUACCACCUCCACCUCUGCCCAAAAGGCAGAUCCCCAGGAGAUCGGUUGGUACUUUGUUGAGCAAUAUUAUACCACCCUUUCAAAGAGCCCCGAAAAGAUCCACCUGUUCUACUCCAAGAAGUCGCAGUUAGUCUCUGGCGUCGAAGCUGAUAAAGUGAUCCCUGCCGUUGGUAGCAAGGCUAUUAGCGACAAGAUCAAAACCCUCGACUUUCACGAGUGCAAAGUUCGCGUCCUCAAUGUCGAUUCCCAGUCUUCCUUCUCCAACAUCGUUGUCCAAGUCAUUGGCGAGAUGUCAAACAAAUCCGAACCUCAUCACAAAUUUGUCCAAACUUUUGUUCUCGCUGAGCAGCCAAAUGGUUACUUUGUUCUGAACGAUAUUUUCCGAUAUCUCAAGGAUGAGGAAGAUGAGAUUGUUGAAGACGAGCAGACUCAAGAAGAGAUUCCUGCAGAGGAGCCGCCUACCCCACUUGAUGGCCCUGCUGCAGCAGAGCCUGAGGUUAAGGAGGCCGUCACCACCCAAACUGCUGCCGAACAGGUGGAUGAGAAGCUCGAAAAGCAAGAAGUACCUUCAGCCGUCGAUGCCGAAGUCAAUGGUGCUUCUGUGCCCGCCGAGGUUGACCAACCUGCUUCCCACGACGAGGUUCCCCAGGAAUCUACCAAAGAUGCCGAUGUCCAAGCUGCACCUGUUGCGCCUUCUGAACAGAAGGUCGAAGACACUGCUGCUGCUGUUGCACCCGCUGAAACCACGCCUGCUCCAGAGGCCCCACCUGCAAAGAAAACUUGGGCAAGUAUGUUGGGUGGAGGUGCUAAAGCCCCAGCUGUCCCUGCACUUCCAGCAACCACCACAACCACCUCGAACAAGGCUGCACGUCCUGCUCAACCCGCACAGCCGGCAAAGACAUCUGCAGAAUCCUCCCCGGCGGCCGCUGUCUCCGACGCUGGCGCAGCCUCUGUGGCUCAGAGCAACGGUUGGCAAACAGCUGACCAUGGCAAGAAGGCCAAGCCACAGAACAAACCCGAAGAAAUCACACUUGCAUAUAUCAAGAAUGUGACCGACAAGGUCGAUGGUGAGGCUCUUCGCAAAGCGCUCGAACGAUAUGGCGAGAUUAAGUAUUUUGAUAUUUCGAAGCAGAGGAAUUGUGCCUUUGCUGAAUUCAGCAAUCCAGCGGGCUAUGCAGCAGCCUCGGCUGCAAACCCGCACAAGAUCGGCACCGAGCUGGUCUAUGUAGAAGAAAGACGCCCCCGACCUGACGCAUAUGGCGGUGCCAACACAGCCUUUGCUCGCGGUGGAGGGAGAAACACCCCUCGUGGAGGUGGACGUGGUGGAAAUUUUGCCAAAGAUGGAGGUCGUGGCAAUUUCCAAGCCCGUGGAGGCAAGCCUGGCAAUGUUACCCCCAAAGGACGCGGUCAAGCCCCGACCGCAUGAAAUGCUCAAGGAAGACUUGUUGCAUCGGUCUAAGUGCUCCUCGUCCCACUCUCGACCUCGACUGCUACAUCUCCCAGACGGACUGCGUGCGAAUGAGGCAAGUGGCAGACCCCUUGGAGAAUUCACAAAAGUAAAGGAGAUGAUUUCCAUGACUUCCUGAGCCGGCGCAUUUGGAAAAAAGUUGAUUGACUCAUGUUCCCCGUCAUGCAAGGAUUUUUUUCGCAUAGCAAGCUCUCGGGUGGAAGGAGCAAUACCGACGUGGGAUUAUUUUUUUCAGGAACAGAAACAGGCUGAUAGUGCAGCUCGAGCAGGGAUCUCAGCCUCGAACAUUCUAUCUCAGUCAGGUUAUACAGGGUCGGGGCACAGCGACGUCUGGCAGCAGAAUCAUGUACUUUUGUAUCCAUCAGGGUUAUUUGCAGACGUCUGUCCCAGGAUACCCUUGGUGGGGUGGAAGUUUGUACUGUACAUCAGCUCGAAUUAGAUGAGAAAUAAUGAUGGUGGCUAGUAGCUCUUGGUGCUCAUGCCCAUCAAGGUUGA
Molecule: messenger RNA, 2545 nt
Organism: Exophiala mesophila
Lineage: Eukaryota; Fungi; Ascomycota; Eurotiomycetes; Chaetothyriales; Herpotrichiellaceae
Exons: 3
Coding region: 461-2008 (515 amino acids)
Biological process (GO): protein deubiquitination; ribophagy
Cellular component (GO): ribonucleoprotein complex; cytosol; Ubp3-Bre5 deubiquitination complex
Molecular function (GO): mRNA binding
Source: RefSeq, a predicted model, not a curated record